Equus caballus (horse) is the source of this 5043-nucleotide messenger RNA. It is a transcript of the gene RBFOX3, whose product is annotated as RNA binding fox-1 homolog 3. Gene Ontology annotation, molecular function: mRNA binding. NCBI's taxonomy places the organism in Eukaryota, Metazoa, Chordata, Mammalia, Perissodactyla, Equidae. Gene Ontology annotation, cellular component: cytoplasm; nucleus. Gene Ontology annotation, biological process: regulation of alternative mRNA splicing, via spliceosome; nervous system development. The record is from RefSeq and is a predicted model, not a curated record.
CUCGGAGGGGCGCCGAGUGUGGGCGGGAUGUUCUGUGGGGGAUGUAGUUUACACGCAUGCUCGCCCUUCUUGCACGCACGUGUGUGAAUGUGUGUGCGUCUCUGCGUGUGAGGUCAGGAUCUUGCGGUGUUGCCUGACCCCCUCCCCGCUUUGAGAGAUGUGUGAGUGGUGUCUUGGGACCUGGCUGGGAUCCCGAGGGGUCUGGACUGCCAAUCUCAGGACUCCCGGGGAGGGUGAGGCAGGAGACGGGCACUGCGACACAGGUGGGAGGUGCGCUGACCCAAGGUGACCCCACGGAGGACAGCCCUCCCGGCCCCAGGACGCCGCCGGACUUGGGAGGGAGCUGCUCCGAGAAGAUGCGCCUCCGCUUGGAGCGUGAUUCCGCGUCUGCAGGCCGCCGCUGCCUCGGACGCUGGACCCGGAAACCUCAUAAAAACUUAUUCAGGGACCUUGUUAUCUGAAAAAAGAAGUCAGAACCCAACAGAACCCAGCCCACCCAAGCACCAAUAACAACCAGCAACUCGCAAACUUAUUUUUUUUAAACUUCCCUGAAGUUGCCAUGGUUACCCGCAUGCGCGGUCCCGCGUCUCUCCUCUAAGUGGAGCGGCGGGAGCAGGCCUCCACAACCCUCCAGCCGGCCUCGGCGGCGUGUCCGCCCUUAUGGAGAGCCGUUUGUGCUCCGGGGUGCAGGGAAAGAGCUGGGCCGGGGCAGAGAUUGUCCAGGACCGUGGAGUGUGGUAUUCUCGUGUCGCGUUUCUCAGAUCCUGGAGACAGAAUCUGUCUCCCACGCUAAAAUAAUUAUAGCCGGGAGAACAGAGAAUACAUCACUCCAGGUCCUUAACAGCCAGGAGGGUGUGUGUGUGUGCGUGUGUGCACUUCAGUCCCUGCCUGGCGCUGGCUUCUUUGAAAAGCACUUGCUUGUACCCGGCCGUGUGUGCAAGAGCAACGUUGCCUGAAGUGUCCUCACACCUGUUGGCUGGAUAGGGUGCGCCCAGGCCAUGCCAUCGGAUGGGGAAUUUCUGCUGGUGGGUUUUGGAGAGAAUGGAUAGGGAUGGUGGGAAAAUGAUGGAUCAAGGUGGGAGACAGAAGCCAGACCAAGAGGUCUUCUGGCCAGACUUCUCUCUACUCCUCAGAGACAGGCCCUCAGAGUGGGUAGGGGUGUCAUUCUGUUCUCCGUCAGGCUUUGGGGGGACCCCCGAGGUAUCCACGGUCCAGGCUCUGCCUGUGUGGCUCCGACACCAGCUAAAAAGGGAAGAGACCAGGCUGAGGGCCAGCUGUCUGCCCUGUUGCCACCUUCCUGGGGGUCUGACUGCGUUUCUCCCGUGGGGUGGAUGGUUUCUGUGUCGGGGGCCCUCAGGCCCAACGACUUGUGGGGUGUCUGCUCCCUGCUCUUCUUCUCCUCCCCCUGGAAGGCGGGAGCCGCCUGGGCUGUGUGGGGCUCAGCAAGUGAGAGUGGAUGCAGGGACUGGAAGUGGGCAGUCAAUUCGGGUGUUGGGGAUGGCAGUGACAGAGGAGGGCCCUGGCACUGGACCACGAGGCUGGGCGUUCGCAGGGGGACCUCAGGGCUCAUUUUCGGCUGGGACAGGGAUCUGGUUUCCUUCCCUAGUGCCUGGCCAGCCGAGAGCAGAAAACCCCUCUGCGACUCCGUCCGAGCGCCUCAUCUUCCCCUUCUCUCCCGGCCGGUCCCCGCUUGCUCGCUCCACGUGGUAAGCUGCAUUCCUUCCGCCUGACUGGCUGGUGGAGCCCCUCGCGGGACCUGGCUCCUAUCUUCACGCCAGUCUCACUUUUUCUGUUUCUGCGUGGGAGGUGAUCUCAACUCUGGCAUCUCCCCUUCGGCCAAUUCAUAAGCCUGUGGUUUGAGGGUUGAAAACCCAUUUCUGAGAGCCUGAAGCUGUUUCUGCUGACCCUGCUCUUCUCCAGCAGCCCUCCACCCCAAGAAGUUCCAGGAAGGACCCCUGAGGGGCCUCCGUGCUACAGCGAAACAGACCUCACCUGCCACUACCAGCGUUAAGUCAGAACCACUGGAGGAAGAGUCUGCCAGCAUUUCCCUGGAGCUGGUCUGCAGGCCCCUUCGGCUGGGAUCCUGCCCCAGGAGCUGCCUGUCUGCGCACAGAGAGCCCACAGUGCCUCGGGAAAAAUUGGCUGAAUAAAAGGGCAGUCAGGACGCCACGGCUCCGCCCGAAGCGAUGGCCCAGCCCUACCCCCCCACCCAGUACCCCCCUCCGCCACAGAAUGGCAUCCCCACCGAGUACGCCCCGCCCCCACCACACCCCACGCAGGACUACUCGGGCCAGACCCCGGUCCCCCCGGAGCACGGCAUGACCCUGUACACACCAGCACAGACCCACCCCGAGCAGCCAGGCACGGAGGCCAGCACACAGCCCAUUGCUGGGGCCCAGACAGUGCCGCAGACAGACGAGGCGGCACAGACGGACAGCCAGCCGCUCCACCCCUCCGACCCCACAGAGAAGCAGCAGCCCAAGCGGCUACACGUCUCCAACAUCCCCUUCCGGUUCAGGGACCCCGACCUGCGGCAAAUGUUCGGGCAAUUCGGAAAAAUUUUAGACGUGGAGAUCAUUUUUAACGAGCGGGGCUCCAAGGGUUUUGGGUUUGUAACUUUUGAAACUAGCUCAGAUGCUGACCGAGCCCGGGAGAAGCUGAAUGGGACGAUCGUAGAGGGACGGAAAAUUGAGGUCAAUAACGCCACGGCCCGAGUCAUGACCAAUAAGAAGACUGCCAACCCCUACACCAACGGCUGGAAGCUAAACCCCGUGGUAGGCGCAGUCUACGGGCCUGAGUUCUAUGCAGUGACCGGGUUCCCCUACCCCACCACAGGCACAGCCGUUGCCUACAGGGGCGCGCACCUACGGGGCCGGGGCCGGGCCGUGUAUAAUACGUUUCGGGCUGCGCCGCCCCCGCCCCCGAUCCCAACUUACGGCGCGGCACUGGAGCAAACGCUUGUUAAAAUGCCAGUCCCAUGGGCAGGGCUGGCACCCUGCCCCCUCCCUCCUCAGCAGACACCGGAGCCGGCCUACCCCACCUCUCCAGCGUUCCCACCACUUUCUUGUCCGUUUGCUUCCAGGGUCGUGUAUCAGGACGGCUUUUAUGGUGCUGAGAUUUAUGGAGGCUAUGCGGCCUACAGAUAUGCUCAGCCAGCAGCGGCGGCAGCAGCGGCAGCCUACAGCGACAGUUACGGCAGAGUCUACGCGGCUGCUGACCCCUAUCACCACACCAUCGGCCCUGCGGCGACCUACAGCAUUGGGACCAUGGCUAGCCUCUGCCGAGGAGGGUACAGCCGCUUCACCCCCUACUAGCAAGAGGCCCAGCCCCUAACAGCAUUCACUGACUGCCUAGUACACACCAAACCCAGCAGUCCAAAACCAGGCACAGCCACCAGGAGGACAGUGCGCCCCUCCCGGUCAGCGACACGCACCGCUGACCUCCGUCCAUAGGUUUUACGUCCAGCCAGCUGGUCUCCCCCCACGAUGGCGUGUGUGUCUCUCACCUUGGUUACCCCUGUAUGUCUGAAACCUUGGUUCCUAUUUUGACUUUGUUGACGUUGUGCCCCCCAAGCCAUUUCAGGUACGGUAUGCACAUAGCGGGAGGGGCGAGGCUGGGCAGGAGACCCCUCCCCGACAACUAGCAAUAGAGCUGCCAGGGCACCACCUCCUCCCCAUCCCCCGGGUCUACAGAGCCACAGAAGACCCCCAGCUGGCCUCCCCAGGAAGCCACCCCAGCCAGCCCGGGCCACAGCCCCCAUCUGUCACCUGGGGUUCAGGGAGCAAGGGGCUCCUGUCCACCCCAGUUGGUAGGUUCCCGGCCACGACAGUACUCCCUUCUGACCUUCACCUAGCUAGGCCUGGGAGCAGCUGCCUCUGCCCAGGCCUCCGCCCUCCUCGCCCCCAUCCAACUGAAACUAACAUUGCUGAUUAAAUUUUGUUGACGAUGUUUCCUGCCGAAGCAGUCACCAGUGUCUCAUGCGGGAGCCACACCAGCCCCAGGGGUCCCUUAGCCUGUGCUGUAAGAGAUGGAAGUGUAAGAAGAAAUCUCCAGGGCCCCAGGCUGCCCCAGAACGUGCUGCCCUGCAGUGCCUGAGGGCCCCUCCAGCCCCCUCCUGCCAGCAGUAGGCUUUCCCCUCCGGGCCGGCCAGCCUGGCCCUGUAUCUGCCCAGCUCUUCUCUCCCUUCCCAGCGCCGGGACCGUCUCUUUAUCAGGGUGCCUUUUAGAGGCGGGACAGCCUGCAUGGGAGAGUGGCUGGGGAGCAGGCGACGCCCGUGCUCAGGGCUCCCAGCUAGAGGCUCGGCGCUUAGCUCCGCAGCCCUGUGGUCGUGCUGCUCUGGCUGCACAGGGCUCUGGGAGGAGAAGCUGGCUGGGGCUUGCAGGUAGAGCUGAGACCACCCAGACAGGCCAGGGCCCUUGCCACGUGCCAGCCCCAGCCCCUCCGUUACAGGAAAGUGUCACAGCCAAGGAAGCCCCCUGGUCUAAGGUGCCGGAGCUGGGCCUGAGGGCCGGGCGGCCAGCUAGAGGUCGUGGGUUCCCCCUCAGCCAGGACGUGAUCCACGGCCCCAUUCUACCAGUGCAUCAGUCCCUUGCUGGUGGGGUGGGCAGAUCAGGCCCGGGGCACCAGGCCCCUCACCUCCCACUCCCCAGUGCACCGCCUUCUCAGCUGCCUCACUCCGGGCCCCACGUGGCCCGUGCUGCACCAUCCAUCCACCACGCCCUGACCUCGGCCCUCGUCCAGCCACGCCAGCCAGGCCCCUGCCCACUCAGCUCCUAGCAGAGUCCACAGGUGGCGUCCGCAGCCAGGUUCACUGUGGUUUCUCCAUUCCUGCUGCCCCUCGCUCUUCCCACCACCAGUCCAUCAGCUCUCUGCCCUGGAGGGCGGAGAUCCGCCUUAAAUUUAGCAGAAAACUGGGAAUGGGGGCUAGGACUUUAGGGCCCAGGUGCUCCCUCCCACCCUGCACUUUGCAGGUCGCGGGGUCCUGUCGCCCUCCCAACACGCCAGGCGGUUGCUUCGGUGAAACUGCAAGUCCCGCCUUUCUGU